AUGAAUGCUAAAAACCAAUGUUGGGAGAAAGAAAUCACCGAAGAGUAUAAUUCAGGAGCUCUCUGCCCAAGAACAACUACAGUAAUAAAAAACUGCUGGAAGAAUUUGAAGGCAGAUGGUAGGAAAGUUGCAGCUGAUGAGAGGCAAAGUAGAGUGAAAACAGAAUUAAUAACUAUUGAAGAAGAACACAAUUAUGGUGUGGAAAUAGAAGUUCCUCUGGAAUGUCAGUUCAAUGAUGACACUAGUUUAAAUGGAGUAUGGUCUCAUUAUACACCUACACAGCUGAGGAAGCCUAGAACAAACAUAUUGAGAAAGUUACCUCAAAGUUCUAUUGAAGUUGGAGAAGAUGGGUCGGUUUCAAUAAAUUUAUUAGAGGAGGUUCAGAGUGCAGACAUAGAAAACAUUGCUGAUAGUUCUCUGCACACAUUAUCCGAGACAUUAUCUUCCACUGCUGAGCUUUGUCCUGAAACUCCAGUGGCAAGACAUAACUAUCAAACUCCCAAUAAAAGGCCUGCAUUAAAGCCUAUGACUGCUGAUGAAAUUGCACCAAAAAAGCAUAAACCUGACAAGGAGAAUUCCACUAGACACCAGGCAAGUAGAAGGAGACCCAUCAUCUCACUGGCGAAAAAUGAUGAUCUGAUGUCAAAAAGAGUAGAGGCCCUAGCAAAGGUGACAUCUCAUACAGAGGAGGAGCACCAGAUUGUUAUGGACAUCCACCGUGAGAAACUAAGACAAGAAAAAGUUCGUACAAGAAUACUCCUCUUUGAACUUAAGGUGGCUAAGAGACAGUUCAGAAAUUGA
Molecule: messenger RNA, 801 nt
Organism: Phaedon cochleariae (mustard beetle)
Lineage: Eukaryota; Metazoa; Arthropoda; Insecta; Coleoptera; Chrysomelidae
Source: the annotation of a GenBank genome assembly